Molecule: messenger RNA, 879 nt
Organism: Paramecium tetraurelia
Lineage: Eukaryota; Ciliophora; Oligohymenophorea; Peniculida; Parameciidae
Exons: 5
Molecular function (GO): oxoglutarate:malate antiporter activity
Source: RefSeq, a predicted model, not a curated record
AUGGCUGAAUCAAAAAACUCCUCUUAUUUUAAGCCUUUUCUAUUUGGAGCGAUUGCUGGAUGCUCGGCUGCUGCUAUUAUUAUGCCAAUUGAUACACUCAAAGUGAGGAUCUAAAUCUAAAGUGAAAGUUUGGGUCUUGGAGUGCUCAACAUGCUCCAAAAGGAAGGAUUAAGGGGGUUUUAUUCAGGCCUUGGUUCGGCAUUAUUGAGACAACUGACAUAUACAACAACUCGUCUUGGUAUAUUCAGGAUAAUCACUGAUUCGGUUAAGAAACAAUAAUAACGUGAUUUGACAUUUUUUGAAAAAGUAGGGGCAUCUUCAUUAGCUGGAUUUAUUGGAGCUUUGGUAGGUAAUCCAACAGAUGUGUGUCUGAUCCGAUUUUAAGCAGAUCAAUCACUACCGAUUGAAGAAAGAAGGAAUUAUAAAAAUGCAUUUGAAGCCUUGACAAGAAUAUAUCGAGAGGAGGGACUAAUUGCUUUUUGGAAGGGAUCUAUGCCGACUGUAACAAGAGCUGUUGCAAUAACAAUUGGAUAGCUAACAACAUAUGAUUAGAUCAAGUAGAUGAGUAUGCAAUUCAAAGAUUCUAAAAAUGAAACUGCGUUCGAUAGGAUCAUGGCAUCAUGUGGAGCUGGGAUCAUCUCUUCAAUAAUUUCUUUGCCUUUUGACAAUGUGAAGACUAAACUUCAGAAGAUGAAGUCCUUGCCAGAUGGUUCAAUGCCCUACCAAGGUGUGAUAGAUUGUUUUAUAAAAUCUAUACAAAGAGAGAAACUGGUUGGAUUAUGGGUUGGAUUAUUAGUUUAUUUUUCUAGAGUGGCACCUCAAUCAAUCAUGAUUUUAUUGAUAUAAGAUUUUCUCCAUCAAAAGUAUGGUAAGAAUUGA